CCCCCGGCGGCUGCGGGCGGUAGAGUGCCGGGCCGCGCCGCCGCGGCGACGGGAGGGUGGCCGGGCUCCCUUUGGCGCCCCCUGGCGUCGGCCCGGCGUACGCCCGCCUUCGCGUCUCCGCCAAUGGGAGGCGGCGGUGGCGCCUUCGCGCCGCGCUCCGCCCGCCGAUUGGCCGCCGCGCGCGGCAGUGGGCUGAGCGGCAUCCGGUGCGGCGGCUGUCGGGCUGUCGGUGCGGAGCGGAGCGGCCAUGACGGCGCACAGCUUCGCGCUGCCGCUUGUCCUCUUCUCCGCCUUCUGGGGCCUCGUGGGCAUCGCCGCCCCCUGGUUCGUGCCCAAGGGGCCGAACCGCGGGGUGAUCAUCACGAUGCUGGUCACCACCGCCGUGUGCUGCUACCUCUUCUGGCUCAUCGCCAUCCUGGCCCAGGCCAACCCCUUGUUCGGGCCGCAGCUGAAGAACGAGACCAUCUGGUACGUGCGCUUCCUCUGGGAGUGAGCUGUCCCCAGGAGCCAGGACCUGAACAGAGACCCCCCCCCACAGUCGUCACCCUCUUGCUGCUGUUCCAGCCUCUACUUUCCCAUACCAGGCAGCCCCCCAGAGGUGCUGGGACAGAGGCUGGACCUGCUGCCCUAGCACACCCUGAGCACUGCGACCUAGACCAAGGAUGGCUGGGCCCCCGAGCAUGGCAGGUAUCACCCCUGCCUGGGAUGAGGGCCCAGUAAGCCCAGCCCUGGGAGCAGCCAUGCUACCAGGGAGCGAUCCUCUCAGCUGGCAGAGUGCUGCAGUCACUGACAUUGAGCACUGUCCUGGGAGAGAUCUGUGUGUAGUGCCAGCGGAUCCUGUCCCUGCAGUGCUCACCCUGCUCCCUCCAGUGCGCUCAGUCCUAGCCCCGCCAAGUGGAACCCCUGCUCCCAGCCCAAGCUGCCCACCUAGUUACCGUAUCCCUGGUCAUUUCAGGCACUGGCUGCCCCUCUGCCUGGAAAGGCAGGAGCCCAUAGCAUCUUCUGUUGUAUGGUCAGUCCCCUGGGGUGAUGGUGGUCAUUGCUAAGACAGAUUCUGGCCAUGGAUUUGAGGAGGGAGGGCUGAUCCUGGAGGACGCCCUGGGUGUGAUGAGAUAGGUGCUGGGGUGCAGGGCAGGGGGUUCUGAUGCUUGGCAGCCUGCUAGAGGGGAUUAAGGGGUGCUGCAUCUCCUUCCACCUCAGCAGUGAGGGUGCUGGAAUAGUGUCUAGGUACCGCCACCGCCCCAACCUCUGUCCAGGUUCUGAGAAGAACUGAGUAGGGCAUUGUGUUUUAGGUUUCCCCUUAUUUAUCAGAUAAUUUGUCUGUAUUUAUUUAUUUGUCUGUGUUUGUUAAAUUUGUGUUGUGGAAAUAAAUCCUUUUUCUAAUAAGU
This is a messenger RNA of Tyto alba (common barn owl), 1388 nucleotides long. RefSeq names its product ATPase H+ transporting V0 subunit e2 (gene ATP6V0E2). NCBI's taxonomy places the organism in Eukaryota, Metazoa, Chordata, Aves, Strigiformes, Tytonidae. Gene Ontology annotation, molecular function: proton-transporting ATPase activity, rotational mechanism. Gene Ontology annotation, biological process: proton transmembrane transport. The coding region runs from base 248 to 493 and encodes 81 amino acids. Gene Ontology annotation, cellular component: proton-transporting V-type ATPase, V0 domain. The transcript is spliced from 4 exons. The record is from RefSeq and is a predicted model, not a curated record.